Messenger RNA from Drosophila teissieri, 3698 nucleotides. RefSeq names its product putative GPI-anchored protein pfl2. Bases 30 to 3500 code for a protein of 1156 amino acids. NCBI's taxonomy places the organism in Eukaryota, Metazoa, Arthropoda, Insecta, Diptera, Drosophilidae. The transcript is spliced from 10 exons. The record is from RefSeq and is a predicted model, not a curated record.
AACUCAAGUUAGUGGCAACAACCAUCGAGAUGUGGCGCCUUCAUUUGUUCCUAAUCCUCUCCACCUGCUUCCUGGUGCCCCACUAUGCCAAGCCCACGAAGCGAUCCCCAGUUGGAUUUUCAUCGACCACGCUGGCCUCGCUGCUUUUGGAAACGGAAGCUGGCAAUGGAACCACGGAUCUACCCACAAGUACCGAAACUACGACCCUGAGGACUCAACGAGUGACAAACAUUGGACGAUUGGCCUCCAAGGAUCUGGCCGAUUUGCUUUUGGCCAGUAUGCAGGCACGGGGUGCCAACUUGACCUCCUUCCAGGAAUCCACCAUGAAAUCGCUGCGCAACGAGGCGGUCAAGGAUACGAAGGGCAACAGUGUGUUCCUGCAGAUUGGCAUGGAUGUAAUCAUUGACAUCUUGAUCGGAGCUCGUGAUAACGCCACUUGUGAAAGGAUCAUCCAGGACAUCGAUCAGUCACAGGACCGAAACAGCCUGACCUUAACACUGAAAUCCUUUUUGGCCCUGUGCUUCUUCAACGGCAUCGAAUGCGCUAACAGUGAGGUGAGCCAAGUGAUUAAGACCACCCACUUGCGCCAGAAGCAGCAAAACAAGAUCGUUCAGGAUGAUCAUCAGCAGGCGGAGGGCUCGGGUCUUCGCACCGCCCGUCGGGUGGGCGUGGUCAAGGACGACCGCAACUCGGUGCUAAAAUUCCUGCAGGCACGCAACAUCAACGAACUGUCCGCUAUCCUUAAUACUCUGCUGCAGGUGUGCGGAGCCUCGGGCGGCGAGGCACACAAAAUUAUCAGGAAUUUGCGAGAGAUGGGCCCCGAUAGCGUCAGCUUGUUGCAAGUGAACGCUUUCAGCAUGCUUUCCGUAUCACUUUUGGACAGUCUAUCGACCAUUGCGGAGGGUAAGACCAGCGGGUUGUGCUCUGCCGCCCCCGAAAGCUGGAUCGUCCGUCUGCUGUCAAUGGGCGUGGACAAAGUGGUGCUAAUGGGCCUGAUGACCGCCCUCGAUCGCACUAUUGUCAACUCCACUACCGCUGAACUUACUAAGGCCGCAGCGCUCAACAGCAUCAACGGCGGCGAUCUUCCCGACUUUAAGUCCAAGGUUGACCAAAAGACAGCGGCCAAGCGUGCCAUUUUGGAUUCUGGCGUGGGUAACGACUUCAACCUGGCACCAUCAGUUCAAAACAUUGGCAAUUUCAACACUGUUAAUGAGCUCAUUAACGCCGAAGUGCCAGUUGGAGUUUCUCUCCCUGUGCUGGAUGACAUAAAAGGAACUGGUUUCACUGGCAACACCCUAAAUCAGGGACCUCGUGUGGUGAACAAAGGAACAGGAAACACUUUUAACAAUUUGGUGGGCGCUAAUCUUCCGGUUUUAGUUGAUGCUCCGAUUUUGUCUUCGAGCGACAGUGGAAGUUCCAGUUCCUCCUCUUCGAGUCCAUCUACAAGUUCGGGAUCUUCUGGGUCUUCAACGUCGGGAUCUACUGGCUCUUCGGGUUCGGGUUCCACAACUUCUUCCUCUGGCACACCUAGUUCUUCUGGCUCGUCCGUCAUUGGCAACAAUGUGAAUGGAGGAAGCAAUUUCGUAAUUGGAAAUAAUAAUUUCAUUGCCAAACUACUUGAUCUUGGUCUGCCGAUCUCCUUGGCCGCUCCGGUUUUGAGUAUCAUAAAUCAGGGCUCUUCCACUGGUUCAUCUACUGGUUCUUCCUCUGGCUCUUCUACUGGUUCAUCUUCUGGUUCUUCGGGCAUUACUUCAACUGGUUCUUCGAAUGGGUCUUCAAGUGGCUCCUCUGGCGCCUCAGUGGGAAAUAAUGCUAACAUCGACCCCAGAGUUGAUAUUGAUGGAAAUAACAACAAAAUUACCGAGGUCGUUGAUGCCAACGUUGAUGUAUUGGCAAAUGUCCCGGUCCUUAGCCAAAUAACUGGAGCUGGCUUUGCAAAUAAUCUGAAUCAAAAACCCAAUAUACGUAUGAAAGGUAAUAACAAUACAUUUGUUAACGCUGUAAACCUCGAUGCUCCCGUUUUGGCGGGUGUUUCGGCGCUCAGCAGCAUCACGAAUGCCGGUGGAUCUUCCAGUAGCGGAUCCAGCAGUGGAUCUUCUGGAAGCGGAUCCUCCUCUUCGGGAGCUUUGGGUGGACUAAGUGGUCUCACAGGAGGCUCAGGAUCCUCUUCAGGUGGCCUUCUCGGAGGUCUCCUUGGCAAUGUCGUUGGCGGCGUGGUACCCACUGUUGGUGGAGUUGUCGGCGGCGUCGUUAAAACCGUGGGGCCCGUUCUUGGUGGAGUCGUGAACACAGUGGAACCCGUUCUUGGUGGAGUCGUGAACACAGUGGAACCCGUUGUUAGCGGUCUGGUUGGCACCGUUAGCGGACUUCUUGGUGGUGUUACUGGCGGUUCUUCUAGUUCCUCAAGUCCUCUAGGGGGCGUUACCAACCUUUUGGGAGGCGGUUCUUCUAGUUCCUCAAGUCCUCUAGGGGGCGUUACCAACCUUUUGGGAGGCGGUUCUUCUAGUUCCUCAAGUCCUCUAGGGGGCGUUACCAACCUUUUGGGAGGUGGCAGUUCCGCCUCAAGCGGUUCCUCCUCCAUAAUUGGCAACAGUGCCAGCAGCGGUGCUAAUACUUUCAUCGCUGGCAACAAUAACAACAUCGUACGAUUGGUGGACCUCAAUGGAUUUGUCCUUGCUGACAUUCCCAUCUUGAGCAGCAUAACUAACCUUUUGGGAGGGACAGGACUAAUCGGAAACUCAGCCAACAAGGGUCCAAAGACUGUGGUUAUCGGUGACAAUAAUCGUAUCGUGAAGCUGAUCAACGUUGAUCUGUGGGUGUUGGCUUUCCUCGACGUUCUCAACAUAAUCCGCGGAAGUGGAGGUGUUUGCAACCAGCUUAACUCUGGACCUAACACCGAGAUCAUUGGCAAUAACAACGAUGUGGUUCAACUGGUUGAUGUGGAUUUGAGCGUGUUGCUUGUGGUUGAUUUGCUGAGUCACUUGAUCACCAAUGUGGCCAAUGACUGCAGCGGCACCACGACAGUUACACCCAUUACAAGUCCACCCACUCAGCCACCUACUGAGCCGCCAACGCAGCCUCCCACUCAGCCACCUACUCAGCGCCCAACUGAGCCACCUACUCAGCGCCCAACUGAGCCACCUACUCAGCCCCCAACUGAGCGCCCCACCUAUGGGCCUCCCACCAAUGAGCCUCCCACCAAUCAGCCUCCCACAAAUCAGCCUCCCACCAAUCAGCCUCCCACAAAUCAGCCUCCCACCAAUCAGCCUCCCACCAAUCAGCCUCCCACCAAUCAGCCUCCCACAAAUCAGCCUCCCACCAACCAACCUCCUACCAAUGAGCCACCCACCAACAGGCCACCCACCGAUCAGCCACCCACCAACCGCCCACCAUCGCCUAGUCCCAACAACUGCUAUCGCAGAUACUGCCGCAAGUGGCGCACUCGUCCCAGCUACUUGUGCUACAAGAACUGCGGUGGUGCCUUCGUCUACAAGCCCUAAAUCAGUAACAGUGCACCGCCACCGCCACCACUACCGAAACCGAGAGAACCACCGAAACCACUGGCUGCACAGGUACUCAAUCUUGUUAUGCGUGGCUCUGCCAGCCUCACUGCCUUUGGGCAUUUAUUUAUUUUUUGUACUUUCUAAGCAAAGGUUGUUUAAUUUAUUUAAAAUAUAUUAUAAAAAUUGAAUCAAUAA